UCUUUUCGGAAGCAUCCAAAAAUCAAAAAAAAAAAAAAAAAUUCUUCAAAUCUCCAUUUCUCGUAACUUCAUCGGAUUAAGUUCAAUCUGGUGAAGAUUAUCAGCUUAGGGCAUGUUGGAACUCCAAUCGCAAGGUUAUAUUUCAUCUGGAUUAUAGCUUUGUUCUUAGCUCCGGCAUGCCUUUAGUUUUAUAGAAAUCAUCUGUGGUAGUUGUGAUCUUUCUUAUUAAUUUGGAGAGAUAAUUGAGAUCACAUUCACCACUGUCAUUUUCAACAGUAGCCAUGGAUCUACCACAAGAAGAGCUUCAAUUUCUAAGCAUAGCAGAUAUUCUUAAGGAAUCAACAGCAGUACCCAGACAGUCUCCUAAAACGUUUUACCUUAUAACCCUAACCCUAAUUUUCCCCCUUUCAUUCGCGAUCCUAGCUCAUUCGCUAUUCACUCAUCCUUUACUUGUCCGAAUUGAUAGCCGUUCUGGUUCACAUACAUCUGAAUGGACUAAACUCCUACUCUUUCAGUUCUUCUAUCUUUUGUUCCUUUUCGCAUCAUCCCUUCUCUCCACGGCUGCUGUUGUUUUCACAGUAGCAUCUCUUUACACUUCCAAACCCGUAUCAUUCUCCUCCACCAUGUCUGCGAUCCCAAAAGUGUUAAAACGCCUAUUCAUCACCUUUGUAUGGGUUUCUCUCACAAUGGUUGUUUACAACUUAGUUUUCAUCGGCUUUGUAUUCCUUCUUAUGGUGGCUGUCGAUACCCAAAAUGUCCUACUCUUCUUCUUCGCGAUGAUAGUCAUAUUUCUGCUAUUUCUAGUGGUUCAUGUUUACAUAACCGCGUUAUGGCAUAUGGCUAGCGUGGUAUCUGUGCUUGAACCUGUUUAUGGAUUCUCUGCUAUGAAGAAAAGCUAUGAACUUUUAAGGGGAAGGACAAGAAUGGCUUCUGUCAUGGUGUUUGCUUAUCUUGUUAUUUGUGGUAUCAUAAGCGGGGUGUUUGGAGCUGUUGUGGUUCAUGGAGGGUUUAGUUAUGGCGUGUUUUUUAGGAUAACCAUGGGUGGAUUCUUGGUUGGGGUGCUGGUCAUUGUGAAUUUGGUUGGUUUAAUGGUGCAAAGUGUGUUUUAUUAUGUUUGUAAGAGUUAUCACCAUGAAGGAAUUGAUAAAACCGCACUUUUUGAUCAUCUUGGUGGCUAUUUGGGAGAGUAUGUUCCUCUUAAGAGUAGCAUUCAAUUGGAAAACUUGGAUGGUUGAAGAAGAAGAAAAGAGGGCUUUGGGUUAAUUAUCUAUCUCUUCUAUGAUCAUGAAUUAACCCAGUUUAAGAAUGUUGGUAGAUUUGAUUUGCAUUUGUUGAACUUUUAGCUCUUUUUAUUUUCUUUGAUCAUGUUAUUGUAACGAUUUCGGAAAGUAUGUCUGUUGUAUCCAAGAAAACUGGUUAAUUGCUUCUUUGUUUUAGUAAUAAUGUACCUAUUUUAGA
Molecule: messenger RNA, 1458 nt
Organism: Impatiens glandulifera
Lineage: Eukaryota; Viridiplantae; Streptophyta; Magnoliopsida; Ericales; Balsaminaceae
Exons: 3
Coding region: 282-1235 (317 amino acids)
Source: RefSeq, a predicted model, not a curated record